AUGGGGCGCAGGGGCUUAGCAAGGGGCAUCGCUGCAAGGGGCAGCACCGGAGGGGAAUUAAGAAGGUGGAGUGGACCAGUUAAAGGGCAGAGGAGAAGGAUGAAGGAGAAAAGAAAGGUGUACGAACUGGAUGGCACCCGGCACAAUAAAUCGUGGUCUGUGGCAACCUAUCGGGAAGUGACCAGGCAGUUUGUGAAGGAGCACCCUGACUUUCUUGGAGCCAAGAUUAUAUUUACAGCACACAGGAUGCUGAAUGUUUCCCAGAUUAAAGAAUCCAUCGUCACUGCCAUGGCACUCAGAGCCCGCUUCCCAGACACCCUGGCAGGCUUCGACCUGGUUGGUGAUGAGGAUGAAGGUCAUUCUUUAUGGGACCUGAAGGAUGCCCUGACCAUCCCGUAUUCCCUGGGGGUCAACUUGCCAUACUUUUUCCAUGCUGGGGAGACCGACUGGCAGGGCACCUCCGUAGACAAUAAUGUGCUGGAUGCAUUGCUACUGAACACCAGCCGGAUUGGACACGGACUUGCCCUCAUUAAACAUCCAGUAGCCAAGAGUUUGUCUCUGAAGAGGGAUAUUCCUAUAGAAGUCUGUCCCAUCUCCAACCAGGUCCUGCUGUUGGUAGCUGACUUGCGGAGCCAUCCCGCAGCCAGCCUUGUGGCUGAAGGGCACCCCAUCGUGAUCAGCCCUGAUGAUCCCCCUAUCUUUGGGGCAAAGGGCGUCUCCUAUGACUUCUACGAGGUGUUCAUGGCCAUCGGAGGGAUGAAUGCCGACCUGAGGACUUUAAAACAACUUGCACUCAACUCCAUAAAAUACAGUGCCAUGCCACCGGAUGAGAAAGCCAAGGCCAAAGAGGUCUGGCAGAAAAAAUGGGACCAAUUUGUGGCUGACCUCUCUGAUAGCUUUUUGAGGGAGCUUUAGAGGGGAGGAGACUCAUCUCAGAAGGCAUUUGGCAAGCCAGAGCGAGCCAGGCUUAUUGCUAGGAGGGAGACUGCUUCUUCCAUGUGACCUGAGCAGAUGAACGAACC
Messenger RNA from Fulmarus glacialis (Northern fulmar), 1022 nucleotides. RefSeq names its product cat eye syndrome chromosome region, candidate 1 (gene ADA2). The record is from RefSeq and is a predicted model, not a curated record. Gene Ontology annotation, biological process: inosine biosynthetic process; adenosine catabolic process. The coding region runs from base 1 to 915 and encodes 304 amino acids. The transcript is spliced from 7 exons. Lineage: Eukaryota; Metazoa; Chordata; Aves; Procellariiformes; Procellariidae. Gene Ontology annotation, molecular function: adenosine deaminase activity.